This is a messenger RNA of Amoebophrya sp. A120, 261 nucleotides long. NCBI's taxonomy places the organism in Eukaryota, Dinophyceae, Syndiniales, Amoebophryaceae. The record is from the annotation of a GenBank genome assembly.
CGAAGACGAUGGAUCGAUCGGGCUCGAUAUCCGAUGGAGCCUGCACCUCUUGCCCAAAAAGGACGCUAAGCUACGACAGCUGCUGUUGGAUUUAAACAACUACAGGAAGACAGCGGAAGAGCAUUUAUCGAGGAAGGUAUACACAAAGAGCAUUAGUCACGGGAAGAGGAAUGGAGCUAAAACUUCGAUGAAGGCUGUGAAAGCGUCCACAGCAGUAAAGAAAUCGCCAUCCGAGGUUCCUAAAACCGAAGGAAAGCCUAC